Messenger RNA from Plasmodium relictum, 1083 nucleotides. Its product is annotated as carbohydrate kinase, putative. The coding region runs from base 1 to 1083 and encodes 360 amino acids. Gene Ontology annotation, biological process: metabolite repair. The transcript is spliced from 3 exons. Gene Ontology annotation, molecular function: ATP-dependent NAD(P)H-hydrate dehydratase activity. NCBI's taxonomy places the organism in Eukaryota, Apicomplexa, Aconoidasida, Haemosporida, Plasmodiidae. The record is from RefSeq and is a predicted model, not a curated record.
AUGGAAGAAUUUAGUAUUUGUUCUAAUUUUUUAUUAAAUAGUAUUGAUUUAAAUAAGAAACUUCAAAAUAAAAAUUUGUAUUAUCUAAAAGAUUAUAUAAUACCUGAAUUAUCAGAAAAUGAUUACAAAGGAUGUAAUGGUAAAAUAUGUGUUAUAGGGGGUAAUGAAAUUUAUUGUGGUGCUCCAUUUUUAUCAGCUAUGACCUCUUUAAAACUGGGAGCUGAUUUAUGCUUUGUGAUAACAUCUAAAGAAAAUUCUAUUCCUUUAAAAACUUAUAGUAGUGAAUUAAUCGUUUACCCAUAUUUAUAUAACAAGAAAUCCGAAAUAACAAAAAUUGAAGAAAGCGAUUUAGAAAAAUGCGUUGAAUAUUUAUUGAACAGAAUUGAUUCUUGUGUUAUUGGCCCAGGUCUUGGUUUUCUUGAUGAAACUACAAAAAUGUGUCUCAUAUACAUUAUAAAAAAAUUUAUAGAGAAAAAUAUUUUUUUAAUUCUGGAUGCUGAUAUAAUAGAAUUUAUUAUUACAAAUAAUAAUCUACUUGAAUUAAUUAAAAAUUAUGAAAACUGUAUAUUUACACCUAAUAAAAAUGAAUUUAGAAAGAUGAUUUUAAUUUUGACAGAUGAUAAAAAUAUAAAAUUUGAGCAAAUGGAUUGCUACCAAAUUAUUUAUAGUGCACAUAAAAUUAAUUCAUUAUUUAAUGGACCUAAAAUACUAAUAAAAGGUUUUUAUGAUAUUUUUAUUUCCAAAAAUUUUUUUUUUGUAUCAUUUAUUAAUAAUCCUUGUUUAAAGAGAUUAGGAGGGCUUGGUGAUAUAUUGACUGGUUUAUUGGCUGUUUUUCAAUGUUGGGUAUCAAAAAAAAAAAAAAUUUUUUUACAACCAAUUAAAGAAGUUUUUAAUAUUGAUAAUAUUAAUUAUCAUAAUGAGUGCUUAGAUGCACUUGCAGCCUUUAAUGGGAGUUAUUUUCUUAAAAUUUUAUGCAAAGAAGGUUUUAAUAAAAAUCAUAGAGGAGUAAUAGCUUCUGAUAUUAUGAACAGUAUUCCUCACUACUUUUAUAAUAUUUAUGAUAAAGAAAAAAAAAAAAGUUAA